This is a messenger RNA of Pundamilia nyererei, 2610 nucleotides long. RefSeq names its product poly (ADP-ribose) polymerase family, member 12b (gene parp12b). Gene Ontology annotation, cellular component: nucleus. Bases 1470 to 2504 code for a protein of 344 amino acids. The record is from RefSeq and is a predicted model, not a curated record. NCBI's taxonomy places the organism in Eukaryota, Metazoa, Chordata, Actinopteri, Cichliformes, Cichlidae. Gene Ontology annotation, molecular function: NAD+ poly-ADP-ribosyltransferase activity; metal ion binding. The transcript has 7 exons.
UGAAUUCCACCUGCACUUGGGCUGCUCCCCACACGGGUACCUUGUGGCCUCCAUACGUUCUCAGUUUGAUUCCACACUUGCUUACUUUGGGCGCAUUACUGCCUUCAAAAAGUUUUUUUAAAUGACGCCUUCGACAUGAUAGUGUAACCACAGCCUGUGUCUACUUCAAAUGUCACAUUCUGUCCAUUUACCUGUCUGAUGGGUUCUUCCCUUGGGAUGCUAAUCUCCUCAUGCACAUUAUACAUAGUCACACUUGCCUUUAUGUGGUGCAUUUCAGCUCCUUCUUCCUCACUCUCCACAUUCUCCUCUUCCAAGAAAUGGGCUUGUUUACCUUGUCUGCCAUGCCCUCCUUUUUGUUCCAUUUUCAUUCGGCAGACCCUUUUUAUGUGUUCCACCUUUCCACAGUUGUGGCAUUUUUCUGAAACAAACCUGCAGUCCUUGGCCACAUGAUUUAGCCCUCCACAUCUGUAGCACUUCCUGACAACCUGUUGUGACGUCGAGCCGCCGUCCUCCAUCUUGUUCACCGCUCCUAAUCCUUUAGUGAAUCGCGACUGUUCCAUCAUGCUCUUCAAAUCCACAAUGUCUCUGUUAGCAGCCUCCAUUGCUUGAGCAAACUUCAGCGCCUUUUCAAAUGUUAGCAAAUCCUCUGCUAACAAUCUGCGCUGUAUUCUGUCGUCGCUUAUUCCACAUAUUAAACGAUCCCGCAGCAUCACCGUCAGGGAGUCUCCAAAGUUAGUCCUGUGCGAGCUUCCUUAGCUCCGCUACAUAAUCGCCCACACUUUCCUCCGGCCUUCUAUUCCGUGUGUUAAACUUCCACCGCUGCACAGUUUCACUCGGCUUAGGGUGAAAAUGAUUGUUCAAUAAUCCCACCAACUCAGCAUAAGAACGAUCCCCUGGCUUGAACGGACUGAGUAGGUUCCUAAUCAGGGCAUAGGUCUGUGCCUUCCAUUUCCACAGUGUAACAUCCAACCACCUGUGUAAAAAGCGAAAUUCCCAUGGUGUUGUUCAAAAUGUGCUCUGGCACAAUCAUAACCAUCGCUUGCUACUGAAAACAAGAAAAAAGCCGGUCCCGCUAUGGGCUGAACCAUUUGUUAAUGGUGGAGGGGGGAACACUAUGCAAUAUAUUCAGUUUUAGCAUUUAUAUUCACUGUAACUACGCUCAAACUGUUAAUGCUAUCUUAUUUUAAUAAACAACACUGUCAUAUGCAAAACUGGGGUGGCACUUGGGGUUGGCAAGGGAUUCUUUUAGGGUAGCACUUGCCACUAGGAAGUUUCACUUCCUACGUGUUUGCAUCACCAUGCUAACUGAUUCUGCAGACGAUCAUCACAAACCAGCUUCAAUCCUGAAAACACUCACCUGCUACAGCAUGCACCACUGAUCCAUUAUCUAUCUAUCUGUCUGACUGAUUGAUUGACUGAUGGACUGAUUGGUUGAUUGACUGGUAUUGACAGCGGGGUGAGAGGAGCUGAUGGUAAAUGUACCUCCUCACAGGAAACCAUGUCGAUCAUCCCACGACCUGCGGUCUGAUCAUAACUCCAGGCUGCUGAAAGAGUGCUCGCUGCAGCAGCUAAACGAGGACGAGCUCUUCCUGCUGCUGCUGCUCAACGACCCGGCGCUGCUGCCCGAGGUGUGUGUGCACUAUAACAAAGGCUCGGGGCCUCACGGCUGCUGUAGUUUCCAGGGCAACUGCACCAAAGUGCACCUGUGCCAGCACUUCGUGCAGGGCGACUGCAUCUUUGGAAAAAAGUGCAAACGGUUGCAUGCCGUUGACGAGCGCGGCCGCCACAUGCUGGAGGAGAGAGGACUGAGCUGUGACAUCAUCCACAACCUGCCUUCCAUCUACAGCAACAUCCACCAGCUCAGAGCGGCCUCCACCUCCACCUCCACCACCUCCAUGGACAUUGUUCCUGAGCCGUCUCACCCUCUGGAGAUCUGCCUGCACUUCUUCAGGAACAGCUGCAAGUUUCAGGACUCGUGCCUGCAGGUGCACUUCCACCUGCCGUAUAAGUGGGAGGUUCUAGAUGGCAGCACCUGGACGGAGCUGCAGAACAUGGAGGACAUUGAGCGAGACUUCUGCGACCCGUCCAGGACUGAGAGCGCUGGUGUUCAGACCAUCGACUUCAUCACGAUGACUCGAGGGAUGCAGCCUGUUCGCCGUCUCUCCACAGUUUCCUCCGUGAAGAAGCCGUUAUAUUACACACUGACCACCAAAUGGCUGUGGUACUACAAGGGGGACCGUGGGAACUGGGUGGAGUAUGGAGAGUGGGAUGAGAAGAUGCGCUCCACAUCGGAGACAUCCUGCACUCUGGAGAAGAAGUACCUGUCUGACAGAAGAGCUGAAGUCAGAGUGGUGAAAGGCUACAGAGAGUACAUCAUCAGCUUCAAAGACAUGUACCAGAGGAACCACAAGCACAACACCAAGAGGAAAGUCCGCCGUCGCCCUCGCUUCGUCUCCCGGGAGGAGGUGGAGAGGCAGGUGCCGGUGUUAGGAAGUCAAAUGUGACCCGAUUAUGUUGACUGGACCAGGCUGGGUGCCUUAUCACUGAGCAUGUUAACCACUUCUAUUAUUUUCUGCUUCUCUGUGUGUAUGUGUGUGGGGGAAAUUUAUU